Messenger RNA from Lepus europaeus (European hare), 11028 nucleotides. RefSeq names its product sushi, von Willebrand factor type A, EGF and pentraxin domain containing 1 (gene SVEP1). Lineage: Eukaryota; Metazoa; Chordata; Mammalia; Lagomorpha; Leporidae. The record is from RefSeq and is a predicted model, not a curated record. The coding region runs from base 27 to 10724 and encodes 3565 amino acids. The transcript is spliced from 48 exons. Gene Ontology annotation, molecular function: calcium ion binding.
GGGCGGCCGCUCCGUGGCCGGCCGCGAUGUGGUGGCCGCGCCUGGCCUUUUGUUCCUGGGCUCUGGCGCUCGUGUCGGGCUGGGCGACGUUUCAGCAGCUGCCCCCGUCGCGCAAUUUCAGCUUCCGCCUCUUCCCCGAGGCCGCGCCGGGGACUCCGGGGCGCUUGGCCGCGCCGCUGCCCGCGCCCGAGGACGCGGCGGAGAGCAAAGUGGAGCGGCUGGGCCAGGCGUUCCGGCGCCGCGUGAGGCGGCUGCGGGAGCUCAGCGAGCGCCUGGAGCUCGUCUUCCUGGUGGACGAGUCGUCCAGCGUGGGCCACGCCAACUUCCUCAGCGAGCUCAAGUUCGUCCGCAAGCUGCUGUCCGACUUCCCCGUGGUGCCCACGGCCACGCGCGUGGCUCUCGUGACCUUCUCGUCCAAGAACAACGUGGUGCCGCGCGUGGACUACAUCUCCGCGCGCCGUGCGCACCAGCACAAGUGCGCGCUGCUCAGCCGCGAGAUCCCGGCCAUCACCUACCGCGGCGGCGGCACCUACACCAAGGGCGCCUUCCAGCAAGCCGCGCAAAUUCUUCGCCAUUCUAGAGAAAACUCAACAAAAGUUAUAUUUCUCAUUACUGAUGGAUAUUCCAAUGGAGGAGAUCCCAGACCCAUUGCAGCAUCACUGCGAGAUUUUGGAGUGGAGAUCUUCACUUUUGGCAUAUGGCAAGGGAAUAUUCGAGAACUGAAUGACAUGGCUUCCACCCCAAAGGAGGAGCACUGUUACCUGCUCCACAGUUUUGAAGAAUUUGAGGCUUUAGCUCGUCGGGCACUUCAUGAAGAUUUACCUUCUGGGAGCUUUGUUCAAGAAGAUAUGUCCCACUGCUCCUAUCUCUGUGAAGCUGGUAAAGACUGCUGUGACCGAAUGGCAAGCUGCAAAUGUGGGACACACACGGGUCAAUUUGAGUGCAUCUGUGAAAAGGGCUAUUAUGGGAAAGGUCUACAGUAUGAAUGCACAGCUUGCCCUUCGGGGACCUACAAACCGGAAGGUUCUCCAGGAGGAAUCGGCACGUGCAUUCCAUGUCCUGAUGAAAACCACACCUCUCCACCUGGGAGUACGUCCCCUGAGGACUGCGUCUGCAGGGAGGGAUACCGGGCAUCUGGCCAGACCUGCGAGGUUGUCCACUGCCCUGCCCUGAAACCUCCUGAAAAUGGUUACUUUAUCCAAAACACUUGCAACAACCACUUCAAUGCAGCCUGUGGGGUCCGCUGUCACCCUGGAUUUGACCUCGUGGGAAGCAGCAUCCUCCUUUGUCUACCCAAUGGUUUGUGGUCCGGUUCAGAGAGCUCCUGCAGAGUGAGAACAUGUCCCCAUCUCCGCCAGCCCAAACAUGGCCGGAUCAGCUGUUCUACAGGGGAAAUGUCCUACAAGACGACGUGUUUGGUGACCUGUGAUGAAGGCUACAGAUUGGAAGGGAGUACCAAGCUUACCUGCCAAGGAAAUGCCCAGUGGGAUGGGCCAGAACCCCGAUGUGUGGAGCGCCACUGCUCCAGCUUCCAGAAGCCCAAAGGUGUCAUUGUGUCCCCCUCCAGCUGUGGCAAGCAACCAGCCAAACCUGGAACAAUUUGUCAGCUGAGUUGUCGCCCAGGGUUCAUGUUAUCUGGAGCCAGAGAAGUGAGAUGUACCACUUCUGGAAAAUGGAGUGCCAAAGUUCAGACAGCUGUGUGUAAAGAUGUAGAGGUUCCUCAAAUCAGCUGUCCUGAGGACAUAGAGGCGAAGACGCAGGAGCAACAAGACUCAGCCAAUAUUACCUGGCAGAUCCCGACAGCCAAGGACAACUCUGGUGAAAAGGUGUCCAUCCACGUUUAUCCAGCUUUUACCCCACCGUAUCUCUUCCCAAUUGGAGAGGUUGCUAUCACAUACACAGCAACUGACCUAUCCGGCAACCAAGCCAGCUGCACUUUCCAUAUCAGAGUUAUUGAUGUAGAACCACCUGUAAUAGACCGGUGCAGAUCUCCACCUCCGAUCCAGGUCUCAGAGAAGGAACAUGCUGCGAGCUGGGAUGAGCCUCAGUUCUCUGACAACUCAGGAGCUGAAUUGGUCAUCACAAGAACUCAUACACAAGGAGACCUUUUCCCUCACGGGGAGACCAUAGUGUGGUAUACAGCCACUGACCCCUCAGGCAAUAACAGGACAUGUGACAUCCACAUUGUCAUCAAAGGUUCUCCCUGUGAAGUUCCAUUUACACCUAUAAAUGGAGAAUUCAUGUGUGCGCAAGAUAAGACUGGAGUUAACUGCACCUUGAUUUGCUUGGAGGGCUACGAUUUCACCGAAGGGUCCACUGAGAAGUACUAUUGUGCUUUUGAAGACGGUAUCUGGCGACCACCAUAUUCCACUGAAUGGCCAGACUGUGCUAUAAAACGUUUUGCAAACCAUGGGUUUAAGUCCUUUGAGAUGCUGUACAGAGCAACUCGCUGUGAUGACACGGACCUGUUGAAGAAGUUUUCUGAAGCCUUUGAGACUACUUUGGGAAAAAUGGUGCCAUCAUUUUGUAGUGAUGCUGAUGACAUCGACUGCAGACUGGAGGAUCUGACCAAAAAGUACUGCCUGGAAUAUAAUUAUGACUAUGAAAAUGGCUUUGCAAUCGGACCUGGUGGUUGGGGUGCAGCCAACAGGCUGGGUUACUCUUACCAUGACUUCUUGGACACUGUGCAAGAAACACCCAUGAGUAUUGACAAAGCCAGAUCAUCGCGGAUUAAAAGAAAUAUCCCAUCAUCUGACCACAAAAUUAAGUUUAUUUUCAACAUCACAGCUAGUGUGCCAUUACCAGAUGAACGAAAUGAUACCCUUGAAUUGGAAAAUCAGCAACGACUCAUUAAGACCCUGGAGACUAUCACGAAUCGGCUGAAAAGGACCCUCAAUAAAGAGCCCAUGUAUUCCUUCCAGCUUGCCUCUGAAAUGCUUGUGGUGGAAAGCAAUUCAUUAGAGACAGAAAAGGCUUUCCUAUUCUGUAGGCCAGGCUCAGUGCUACGAGGGCGUAUGUGUGUCAAUUGCCCUCUGGGGACCUAUUACUCUGCGGAGCAUUCUGUCUGCGAAAGCUGCCGGAAGGGAUCCUACCAAGAUGAAGAAGGACAGCUUGAGUGCAAGCUGUGUCCCCCUGGGACCCACACUGAGUAUCUCCAUUCCAGAAGCAUCUCAGAAUGUAAAGCUCAGUGUAAACAAGGCACCUACUCAUCCAAUGGGCUGGAGACUUGUGAAUCAUGUCCCCUGGGCACUUAUCAGCCAGCAGUUGGUUCCCGGAGCUGCCUCUUAUGUCCAGAGAACACUUCAACUGUGAAGAGAGGAGCUGUGGACAUUUCUGCCUGUGGAGUGCCUUGUCCAGUGGGGAAAUUCUCCCGUUCUGGGUUAAUGCCGUGUUAUCCAUGUCCUCAAGACUAUUACCAGCCUGAUCCAGGGAAAUCCUUCUGCCUAUCUUGUCCCCUUUAUGGAACUACAACUAUCCCUGGGGCUAAAUCCAUCACCGAUUGCUCAAGUUUUAGUUCAACUUUUUCAGCAGCAGAGGAGAGUGUUGUGCCCCUUGCAUCUCCUGGACACAUGGAAAAAAAGUAUGAAGUUAGCAGUCAGGUUUUCCAUGAAUGCUUCUUAAACCCUUGCCACAAUAGUGGAACCUGCCAACAACUUGGGCGUGGUUAUAUUUGCCUCUGUCCACCUGGAUAUACAGGUUUAAAGUGUGAAACAGACAUUGACGAGUGCAGCUCACUGCCCUGCCUCAACAAUGGAAUUUGUAAAGACAGAAUUGGGGAAUUCAUUUGUGAGUGCCCAGCAGGUUACACAGGUCAACAAUGUGAAGAAAAUAUAAACGAGUGCAGCUCCAGUCCUUGUUUAAAUAAAGGAACCUGUGUUGAUGGCUUGGCUGGCUAUCACUGCGCAUGUGUCAAAGGAUACAUAGGCCUGCACUGUGAAACAGAAGUCAACGAAUGCCAGUCAAGCCCCUGCUUAAAUAAUGCAGUCUGUGAAGACCAGGUUGGAGCGUUCUUGUGCAAAUGUCCACCUGGAUUUUUGGGUACCUGGUGCGAAAAAAAUAUUGAUGAGUGUCUCAGCCAGCCAUGCCAAAAUGGAGCUACUUGUAAGGAUGGUGCCAACAGUUUCAGGUGCCAGUGUGCAGCUGGUUUCACAGGGCCACACUGUGAAUCAAACAUCAAUGAAUGCCAGUCUAACCCAUGCAGAAAUCAGGCCACCUGUGUGGAUGAAUUAAACUCAUACAGUUGUAAAUGCCGGCCAGGAUUUUCAGGCAGCAGGUGUGAAACAGAACAGUCUACGGGUUUUAACCUGGAUUUUGAAGUUUCUGGCAUCUACGACUAUGUCAUGUUAGAUGGUGUGCUUCCAUCUCUCCAUGCCAUAACCUGCACGUUCUGGAUGAACUCCUCUGACACCAUCAAGUAUGGAACACCAAUCUCCUAUGCACUUGAGAAUGGCAGUGACAAUACCUUCCUCCUGACUGAUUACAAUGGCUGGGUUCUUUAUGUGAAUGGCAUGGAAAAGAUAACAAACUGUCCCUCCGUGAAUGAUGGCAGUUGGCAUCACAUUGCAGUCACUUGGACAAGUGUCGAUGGAGCCUGGAAAGUCUACAUUGAUGGAAAAUUAUCUGACAGUGGUGCUGGCCUCUCUGUUGGUUGGGCCAUACCAGGUGGUGGUGCAUUAGUUCUUGGGCAAGAGCAAGACAAAAAAGGAGAAGGAUUCAGCCCAGCUGAGUCUUUUGUGGGCUCCAUAAGCCAGCUCAACCUCUGGGACUAUGUCCUUUCUCCACAGCAGGUAAAAUCUUUGGCUACCUCCUGCCCUGAGGACCUCAGCAGAGGAAAUGUGUUAGCCUGGCCUGACUUCUUGCCGGGCAUUGUGGGCAAAGUGAAGAUCGAUUCCAGGAGCAGAUUCUGUUCCGAUUGUCCACCUUUGGAAGGAUCCGUGCCUCAUCUGCGAUCUGCAUCAGCGGAUUUAAAACCAGGCUCCAAGAUCAGUCUGUUCUGUGAUCCGGGCUUCCAGAUGGUCGGGAAUCCUGUGCAGUACUGUCUGAACCAAGGACAGUGGACGCAACCCCUCCCGCACUGCGAACGCAUUAGCUGUGGGGUGCCCCCCGCUUUGGAGAACGGCUUGUACUCCGCUGAGGACUUCUAUGCUGGGAGCACAGUAACCUACCAGUGCAAUAAUGGCUACUAUCUGUUGGGUGAUUCAAGAAUGUUCUGUACAGACAAUGGGAGCUGGAAUGGCAUUUCACCGUCGUGUCUUGAUGUGGAUGAGUGUGCCGUUGGAUCAGACUGUAGUGAGCACGCUUCUUGCCUGAACACAAAUGGAUCCUACCUGUGCUCAUGCAUCCCACCCUACACAGGAGAUGGUAAAAACUGUGCAGAACCGGUAAAAUGCAAAGCUCCAGGACAUCCAGAAAAUGGCCACUCUUCCGGCGAGAUUUACACAGUGGGGGCCAAGGUGACAUUUUCCUGCGAGCAAGGGCAUCAGCUGCUGGGAGCCACUGAAAUCACAUGCCUGGAGUCCGGAGAAUGGAACCAUCUGAUCCCAUCUUGUGAAGCUAUUUCCUGUGGGGCACCAGCUGUUCCCGAAAAUGGGGACAUCGACGGGUCAGCGUUUACCUAUGGCAGUAAAGUGACCUACAGGUGUAACAAAGGAUAUACUUUGGCUGGUGAUCAAGAAUCAUCCUGUCUUGCCAGUGGUUCUUGGAGUCAUUCUCCCCCUUUGUGUGAAGUAGUGAAAUGUUCCAGUCCUGAAGACAUAGAAAAUGGAAAAUAUAUUUUGAGUGGCCUUACCUACCUUUCUACUGCGUCGUACUCGUGUGAGAGUGGAUACAGCUUACAGGGUCCAUCACUCAUUGAGUGCACGGCGGCCGGCAGCUGGGACAGAGCACCGCCUGCCUGUGACCUCGUCUUCUGUGGAGCACCACCUGCCAUCAAAGACGCUGUCAUCGCCGGGGAUAACUUCACUUUCGGGAACACUGUCACUUACACUUGCAAGGAAGGCUAUACCCUUGUUGGUCCUGACACCAUUGAAUGCCUGGCCAAUGGCAAGUGGAGUGCAAGUAACCAGCAGUGUCUGGCUGUCUCCUGUGAUGAGCCCCCCAACGUGGACCAUGCCUCUCCGGAGACUGCUCAUCGGCUCUUUGGCGAUAUUGCAAUCUACUACUGCGCUGAUGGUUACAGCCUAGCAGACAAUUCCCAGCUCCUCUGCAAUGCCCAGGGCAAGUGGGUUCCCCCAGAGGGCCAGGCUAUGCCCCACUGUAUAGCUCAUUUCUGUGAAAAACCACCAUCUGUCUCCUAUAGCAUCCUAGAAUCUGUGAGCAAAGCAAAAUUUGCAGCUGGCUCCAUUGUGAGCUUCAAAUGCAUGGAAGGUUUUGUGCUGAAUACGUCUGCAAAGAUUGAAUGUAUGAGAGGUGGACAGUGGAGCCCUUCCCCCAUGUCCAUCCAGUGUAUCCCGGUGCGGUGUGGAGAGCCGCCAAGCAUCAUGAAUGGCUACGCAAGUGGAGCAAACUACAGCUUCGGGGCCAUGGUGGCUUACAGCUGCAACAAGGGAUUCUACAUCAAAGGGGAGAAGAAGAGCACCUGCGAGGCCACAGGGCAGUGGAGUAGCCCCAUCCCCACAUGCCACCCAGUAUCUUGCAAUGAACCACCGAAAGUUGAGAAUGGUAUCCUGGAGCAUACAACCGGCAGCAUCUUCGAGAGUGAAGCGAGGUAUCGUUGUAACGCAGGCUAUAAGCCCCUUGGAAGUCCUGUAUUUGUCUGCCAAGCCAAUCGGCACUGGCACAGUGAAUCCCCUCUGUUGUGCAUCCCUCUCAACUGUGGAACACCUCCCCCCAUCCAGAAUGGCUUCAUGAAAGGAGAAAGUUUUGAAGUGGGCUCCAAGGUGCAGUUUUUCUGUAAUGAGGGUUAUGAGCUUAUUGGUGAUAAUUCCUGGACAUGCCAGAAAUCUGGCAAAUGGACUAAGAAGCCAAGCCCAAAGUGUGUGCCUGCCAAGUGCCCAGAGCCCCCGCUCUUGGAAAACCAGCUGGUGUUGAAGGAGGUGACCUCUGAGGUGGGAGUGGUGACGUUCUCCUGCAGAGACGGGCACGCUCUGCACGGCCCCUCCGUCCUGAAAUGCUUGCCUUCUCAGCACUGGAACGAUUCUUUCCCUGUUUGCAAGAUGGUUCUUUGCCUCCCACCUCCCUUCAUCUCCUUUGGUGUCCCUGCCCCGUCUUCUGCUCUUCAUUUUGGAAGUACUGUCAAGUAUUCUUGUGUGGAUGGGUUCUUCCUCAGAGGAGAUCCUACCACCCUCUGCCAAGCUGAUGGCACUUGGAGCUCGCCACUGCCGGAAUGCAUUCCCGUUGAAUGUCCCCAGCCUGAGGAAAUCCCCAAUGGCAUCAUCGACGUGCAAGGUCUUGCCUAUCUCAGCACGGCUCUCUACACCUGCAAGCCAGGCUAUGAGUUGGUGGGGAAUACUACCACCCUUUGUGGAGAAACGGGCCAGUGGCUUGGAGGAAAACCAACAUGUAAACCCAUUGAGUGCCCGAAGCCCAAGGAGAUUGUGAAUGGCAAGAUCUCCUACACAAACCUACAUUAUGGGCAGACCAUUACAUACUCUUGUGACCAAGGCUUCCAGCUGGAAGGCCCCAAAGCCUUGACCUGUUUAGAGACAGGUGAUUGGGAUGUGGAUGCCCCUUCUUGCAGUGCCAUCCACUGUAAUCCCCCACAACCCAUUGAAAAUGGCUUUGUAGAAGGUGCCGAUUACAGCUACGGUGCCAUGAUCAUCUACAGCUGCUUCCCUGGGUUUCAGGUGGCUGGUCACGCCAUGCAGACCUGCAAAGAAUCAGGAUGGUCAAGCUCCAUCCCCGCAUGUGUGCCCAUAGACUGUGGUCUCCCUCCUCACAUAGAUUUCGGAGACUGCACUAAAAUCAAAGAUGGCCAAGGGUAUUUUGACCAAGAGGAUGACUUAAUGGAAGUUCCAUAUCUGACCCCUUACCCUCCUCCUCAUUUGGAAGCAGUGGAUAAAACCCAGGAAAAUGCAAAGGAGUCCCCUGCUACACAUUCAUCUAGCUUUCUGUACAACACUAUGGUUUUAUACACCUGUUAUCCAGGUUAUGAACUUUCAGGGAACCCUGUGCUCACGUGCCAGGAAGAUGGAACUUGGAAUGGCACUGCCCCUUCCUGCAUUUCUAUUGAAUGUGACUUGCCUGUGGCUCCAGAAAAUGGUUUUAUGCAUUUUACAGAGACUACCAUGGGCAGUGCUGUGCAGUACCACUGCAAACCUGGCCAUAUUCUAGUGGGCUCUGACAUGAGACUUUGUCUACAAAACAGAAAGUGGAGUGGUGCUUCCCCACACUGUAAGGUCAUUUCAUGCCCAAAGCCCAAUCCAGUCCUGAACGGGUCCAUCAAAGGAAGCAACUACACAUACUUAAGUGUGUUGUACUAUGAGUGUGACCCUGGGUAUGUGCUGAACGGCACCGAGAGGAGAACAUGCCAAGCAAAUGAAAAUUGGGAUGGGAGUGAGCCAGUUUGCAUUCCAGUGGACUGUGGCUCACCCCCAGUCUCAGCCAAUGGCCGAGUGAAAGGAGAUGACUACACAUUCCAAAAGGAGAUUGAGUACACUUGCAAUGAUGGGUUUUUGCUUCACGGAGCCAGGAGUCGUGUUUGUCUUGCCGAUGGAAGUUGGAGUGGAGCCACCCCUGCCUGCAUACCUGUCAGGUGUUCCCCUCCACCACAGGUGGCACAUGCAGUGUUGGAGGGCCUGGACCAUGGCCUAGGACAGGAGGUGGUGGUCCACUGUCAGGAGGGCUAUGUGUUGUUUGGUGCCCCUAAGCUCGUCUGUCAGCCAGACGGCAACUGGGAUGUAGAGUUUCCUCUCUGUAAACCCGCCAGCUGCGAACCUCCCGAAGAUCUUGCCCAUGGAUUCCCCAAUGGCUUUUCCUUUUAUCAUGAGGGCCAUAUUCAGUAUCAGUGCUUUCCCGGUUAUAAGCUCCAUGGAAGUUCUUCAAGAAGGUGUCUCUCCAAUGGCUCCUGGAGCGGCAGCCCACCUUCCUGCCUACCUUGCAGGUGUUCCCCACCAGCCAUUCAAUAUGGAACUGUCAAUGGGACAGAUUUUGGUUGUGGAAAAACAAUCAGGAUUCAGUGCUUCAAAGGUUUCAAGCUCCUAGGACUUCCUGAAAUCACUUGUGAAGCCAAUGACCAGUGGAGCUCCAGCUUCCCACACUGUGAACACACUUCUUGUGGUUCUCCCCCAGCCAUCCCAAAUGCAUUCAUCAGUGAGGGCAGCUCCGUGGAGGAAAAUGUGGUCACUUACACCUGCAGACCUGGGUAUGUCAUCCAAGGCAGUCCAGACCUGAUUUGUGCAGAGAAAGGGACAUGGAGCCAACCUCAUCCAGUCUGCGUACCUCUGUCCUGUGGACAGCCACCAUUUGUCGCCAAUGCAGUGGCAACUGGAGAGGAAUACACCUAUGAAAGUAAAGUGAAACUCAGAUGUCUGGAAGGUUACACAAUGGACACUGAUAUAGAUACAUUCACCUGUCAAAAAGAUGGUCAUUGGUUCCCGGAGAGAAUCUCCUGCAGUCCUAAAACAUGUCCCCUGCCAUCCAACACGGCACGUAUACUAGUGCAUGGUGACGAGUUCAGUGUGAAUAGCCAAGUAUCUGUGUCGUGUGCAGAAGGGUACACCUAUGAGGGAGUAAACAUGUCUACAUGCCAGCUGGAUGGUUCCUGGGAGCCUCCAUUUUCUGAUGAAUCCUGCAUUCCAGUUUCUUGUGGGGCACCUGAAAGUCCAGAACAUGGCUUUGUGGUUGGCAGUAAAUACAGCCUUGGAAGCACAAUUAUUUAUCAGUGUGACCCUGGCUAUGAAUUAGUGGGGAACAGAGAGCGAGUUUGCCAGGAGAACAGAGCGUGGAGCGGAGGGGUAGCCACUUGCAGAAGGAGCAAGUGUGAAGCUCCACUCGAGCUUCUGAACGGGAAAGUUGACAUGGACAUCUCCAGCGUGGUGUAUUCCUGCAACAGGGGCUACAGCCUGGACGGGCCACCGGAGGCCCACUGCACUGAAGGGACUUGGAGCCACCCCGUUCCUCUCUGCAAACCCAAUCCUUGCCCGGUCCCUUUUGUGAUUCCUGAGAAUGCUGUGCUUUCUGAAAAGGAGUUUUAUGUUGACCAGAAUGUGUCCAUCAAGUGUAGGGAAGGCUUCCUGCUCAAAGGCGAAGGCAUCAUUACCUGCAGCCCUGACGAGACGUGGACGCAGACAAGUGCCAAAUGUGAAAAAAUCUCAUGUGGUCCCCCAGCACACGUAGAGAAUGCAAUUGCUCGAGGCAUUCACUAUCAAUAUGGGGACAUGAUCACCUACUCGUGCUACAGUGGAUACAUGCUGGAAGGCUCCCUAAGGAGUGUUUGCCUGGAAAACGGAACUUGGUCAUCACCUCCUAUUUGUAGAGCUGUCUGUCGAUUCCCAUGUCAGAACGGAGGAGUCUGCCAGCGCCCCAAUGCCUGUUCCUGUCCGGAUGGCUGGAUGGGGCGCCUGUGUGAAGAACCAAUAUGCAUCCUUCCCUGUCUGAAUGGUGGCCGCUGUGUGGCCCCUUACCAGUGUGACUGCCCAUCUGGCUGGACAGGGUCCCGCUGUCAUACAGCUGUCUGCCAGUUUCCCUGCUUAAAUGGAGGAAAAUGUGUAAGACCAAACCGAUGCCAUUGUCUCUCAUCUUGGACAGGACAUGACUGUUCCAGGAAAAGGAGGACUGGGUUUUAACCACUGCCCAACCAACUGGCUUCCCCAAAAGCAGGAUCAUCUCUUCCUGGUGGCACCUGGACAUCCUGGAACUUACACAAAGUCCAACAUGGUGCUGGGUCUUGUUUUGUUUAGUAAACACAUUAUUUGGGAUUUACUUUUUUAUUUUGUGAUAUAUUUUGUUAUUCUUUGUGAUAUACUUUCUUACAUGUUGCCAUUUUUAAAUAUGCCUGUAUUUUCUAUAUAAAAAUUAUAUUAAAUAGAUGCUGCUCUACCCUAAUAAAAUGUACAUACUCUGCUGUCUAUUGGGAAAAUUCCUAGUAUA